Molecule: messenger RNA, 408 nt
Organism: Suillus paluster
Lineage: Eukaryota; Fungi; Basidiomycota; Agaricomycetes; Boletales; Suillaceae
Exons: 4
Coding region: 1-408 (135 amino acids)
Source: RefSeq, a predicted model, not a curated record
AUGAUCUGGCACAACUUGGACGCGUAUCAGGACACUAUCCUCGGCCUGACAGAACUCAAACGCCACGUCUAUAUUCUCGCUCUGGUAAUUGAGCAAAGAACCAAAUUUUUCCCUGGGAUGUCAUCUGAAAUGUUGGGAUCGUACGAGUCAAACAAGCAGGUCUAUGAAUCCGCAGCAUCCCACCUUUCUUUGCCUCCUCACAAGAUAGCGAUGGUUGCUGCGCACAAGUUCGACCUCCUCGCCGCCGCCAGCGUCAGUUUCAAGACGAUAUAUGUCCCAAGACCUGCUGAAGAUCCACGCGAGGUAAGGGAGAGUAUGCGUAGCAAGCAGGACGGUGGUGAAGUGGAUGUUGUCGUUAAAUAUUUUCAAGAGCUGGCGAGGCUUAUACGUGAAUCUCGACAAAGUUGA